Messenger RNA from Aphanomyces astaci, 1735 nucleotides. RefSeq lists its product as hypothetical. Gene Ontology annotation, molecular function: mRNA binding. The transcript is spliced from 2 exons. Gene Ontology annotation, biological process: RNA processing. The coding region runs from base 38 to 868 and encodes 276 amino acids. The record is from RefSeq and is a predicted model, not a curated record. Gene Ontology annotation, cellular component: nucleus. NCBI's taxonomy places the organism in Eukaryota, Oomycota, Saprolegniomycetes, Saprolegniales, Verrucalvaceae.
GCGGAAUUUAAGAACCAACUUCACAACCUCAUCAAUCAUGAGCGCGAAGAAGAAGGUGCAGAAGCAAAUGGAGUUCUACUUGAGUCCGUCGAACCUUCGGCAAGACAAGUUCCUCCAGCAACAAAUGCAACUUGAUACGGAAGGAUUCAUCUCCCUCGAUGUGUUUCUCUCGUUCAACCGCAUGAAGUCGCUGGGGGCAACCAUGCGCAUGCUCACGGAAGCCAUCCAGAAGUCCUCCGCGUUGGUCCUUAACGACGAGCAGACACAUGUCCGACCAAAGGAAUUCCCAACCAAGGACGGAGACGACAGUCUUGAUCGGACCAUUUACAUCGAGAAUUUCCCCUGUGGUUCCGACCACGACCAUCUUCGCCGUCUCUUUGCGCCCUUCGGAAAAGUCAAUUUGGUCAGCAUGCCUCGCUUCCCCGGAUCUCAAAAGUUCAAAGGGUUUGCCUUCGUCGAAUUCGCGGUCGCCGAGGCUGUCGAUGCCGCAUUGGCGGCGCUGAAGGCUGCGACCGAGGACUCGCAUCCAAACUUGGUCGCCAUCAAAGGCAUGUCCAAGACAAAGUGGCUGCAGCUGCGAGACAGUCUCAAGGAGCGAAUACAACACGUUCCGUCCCAAACCACGUCCGGGACGUUGAAGCAAGCGGUGGAAGCCGCCGCCAACGCGUCGUCCCCCCAUGACUUUUUCACACGAGGGCUUCUGGUUCGAUUGUCCAACGUCCCUUCCGACAUGCCACGGAAAGACAUCAAGGCGGCGCUGGAAAUCGCGGCUCCUGUGGCGUUCUUGGACGAUUCCAAGCUCAAAUUUGGCGGCGACGUCGCGUUUGCUCGGUUCUUGUCCACUUCCCACUCCCACCGAGGUACGUAGUCGAGUGUUACUCCCGUUUUUCACAAAGCAGCAUCCUCACUCGACAUGGUGCAGUGUUAGACACGUUCCAUCGAGCCCCGCUAACCCUCAAGGGCAACGACAUUACGAUCGACCUCGUGACGGGCGACGACGAGGUCGAGUAUUGGACCGCUCUCGUCAACCACGCGUCCUCGUCAAAAGGAGGAGCUACUGCCGCCACCGUCCACGUGUCCAAGCCAGCCAAGGCCGUGAUCCACGACACCCACGUGCAUUUCAACGACGACCCUACGACGCCCCCCCACAAACGCCAAAAGCAAAACCCCGAAACCCCGAAACGCUAACAAGUUGGGAUUGAUUUUUAAAUGCGAAAGCACGCGUUGUCAAUGUGCUCGACGUUGUACGCUUCCGCCACUCGCUUGAUCAUGUUCUUGCGGUUGGUGCUGUUGACGUUGUCGCAGACGAGGUCGUACAGAGUGCUCAGAUUGAACACGACGGCGCUGUGCAGGUGCCGCCGCGGGUCGGACUGCAGCACCGUCUCAAGGACCGUCACGGCCGUCUGCACCUGGCACGAGUACAAUGCGCAGAUGCUCAUGUUGUUGGCCGCACUCGACACGACGUCCCCAUCGUCCCACCAUGCGAAACACUCGUCGCCCCAGUCGUCGUCGGGGUCGUCGUCGCCACUACAUACAGUACGUACCACACUCUGUCACACACAAAGCAAGGAAUGUGGAUAUCAACACGUUAGCAUCAUGUACCUACCUGUACACACCCAGAAUCGUGUUGAACGCAUCCAGCGCUUCCUUGAACUAGAAGCCCCCUCGUGUUUCUUGUGAGAAUAACGCAUAUAGGUACACUAUAUAGACGACUUGUGGACAUUAUAUCUUGUAC